AUGGCUUCUUACCACUUCCUUCUGUUUGCUCUUGUUGGUGCUAUAGCACUUUCUGAAGCAGAUGCUGAAAAGAAGUUAUCCCCAGACUUCUACUCAAGCAGUUGCCCGAAGCUGUUGCCUGUAGUGAAACAAGGAGUCAUAAAAGGCAUUAAAGAUGAAACUCGCAUAGGAGCUUCCUUGCUCCGAUUGCAUUUCCAUGACUGCUUUGUAAACGGCUGUGAUGCAUCUAUACUGUUGGAUGAUACAAGCAAUUUCAUAGGAGAGAAAACGGCAGCACCUAAUAAUAAUUCAGCCACAGGGUUCAACGUGAUCGAUGACAUUAAAGCCGAGGUGGAGAAAGCAUGCCCUGGGGUUGUGUCCUGUGCUGAUAUUCUUGCUCUGGCUGCUCGAGACUCUGUUGUAUAUCUAGGGGGACCAUCGUGGAAAGUAGACUUGGGGAGAAGGGAUUCUAUCACAGCUAGCAGAGCUGAUGCCAAUAACUCCAUUCCUGCACCCUUUCUCAAUUUAACUGCCCUCAAAACGAAUUUCGCCAACCAAGGGCUCUCUGUGAAGGACUUGGUGGUUCUUUCAGGUGGACAUACCAUUGGUCUUGCUAGAUGUUUAACAUUCCGAGCACACAUCUACAAUGAUUCCGACAUUGAUGCCUCCUUUUCCAAGUCCCUACAUAGCAAGUGCCCCAUAAGUGGAAAUGACGAUUCACUCGCACCCCUUGACCUUCAAUCUCCUACCCAUUUCGAUAAUCUAUACUUCAAGAAUUUACUGGCUAAAAAGGGUCUUCUUCAUUCUGACCAGGAGCUAGUCAAUGGGGGUUCCACCAACAAAUUGGUGAAGAAAUAUGCUACUAAUACAGCUGCAUUCUUCAAAGCCUUUGCCAAGGGCAUGGUCAAACUGAGCAAUAUCAAGCCUCUAACAGGAAACGAGGGGCAGAUCAGAAUCAAUUGCAGAAAAGUCAAUUAA
Sphenostylis stenocarpa is the source of this 957-nucleotide messenger RNA. The record is from the annotation of a GenBank genome assembly. NCBI's taxonomy places the organism in Eukaryota, Viridiplantae, Streptophyta, Magnoliopsida, Fabales, Fabaceae.